AAUGCCCACAUGUAGUAGUCUUUACAGCAACAAACACCCAAACACGGCUUUUCAACUUACAACCCCACCUGGCCUUCUGUCCUUUCUUUACCUUCCACAUGACUCGACCCCAUCUCCCCCAUCUCCCCCCCUUUCCCCCAUGUAUUUAUUACAAACACUGCAUUACUCAUUACUCAACCCAUCCAUUCCCAUAUCCCGACCACCAUGGUGGGCGUUUUCCGCCGUUCUCUUUCUUUCCCAAACAAGCCGCUUUCCUCCGCCGCCGCCCCCCGUCCACCCAAGCCUCGAAUUUCCCGCCACCUUCGAUCCAUCAGUUUACCCUGCAGAUCCCAUCCCUUGAUCUCCUCUCUCAAGGACGAGAUCGCCAAUCUCAAAUCCUGGUCGUCCACCGACAACCGCACUGCCGCCUGGCUCUGCCGCGGCCUAGCCGCCGUGAAACUCGUACAUGACUACCUUGACGACAUCCUACAACUCCCUCAGUCACGUGAGGCCAUGCGUCGACUCUCCGCUACGUGGGUAGAGAGCGUUCUAGAAGGCUUCCUCCGCUUCAUCGAUGCUUACGGAAUCUUCCAGAACCUCAUCCUGGGGUUCUUAGAAGAGCACGUGGCAGCGCAGGUGGGAAUGAGGAGAAAAGAGGAGACAAAAGUGGAGUUGUACAAAAAAGCGAAAAAACGGAUGGCCAAAGAAACAGGGGAGUUGGGUUCGGUGGUGCGGGCGGGUGUGACGGUGGUUGCGGAGGUGGAGGUGGAAGAGGAGGAGCUGACGGCGGCAGUGAAGGAUGUGAUGGAGGUGACGGGGAUGGUUUCGGUGGCGGUUUUUGAAGGGAUCGGAAUGUCGUUGGGAUGGAGGAGGAGGAAUAGGAAUUGGAUGAGGAAAGGGAAGAAGGUGAAAUUGGAGAGUGGGAUAAUGGAGUUUAUGGAAAUGGGUGUAAAGAAGAGUGAGGAAGAUGAGGUGAGAAUGAAGGAUUUGGAGGAGUGGAUUAGGAGUAUACAAGAUGGGACUCAGAAUUUCUUUAGGACUUUGAUGAAUACUAGAGUUUCGAUACUCAAUGCUCUCUCCCAUUAACUUUAAUUUGUUUUCUUACACCAAGACCAUAUUCUUUUUGUUAAUUACAUAUCAUAUACUAUGCUUAUUGUUAUUCUUUUACCAUUACCAUUCAAAUAAAUUAUAAUAGCAAUGAUCCCAUUUCACAACAUUUCCCUGUGCUGACUGAGCAGAGGUACCAUUUUGUGUAGCAACUGGUUCGAAUGUGCUACAAGACAUUUCCAGCACAUUACAACUAGCAUAGUCAAUACUCUGUUUAUUGAAUUUUAUAUGUCCUGUCACUCUAUGAGCUGAUUCUCAAAAUACAUGUGACAUCUUGCUUACGCACUCGAGGAAGAGGCAAGUCAGUGCUUAAACUGAGAUGGUUGGCUCUACAUUUGAUCUGUCUCCACGUCUCUACCAACAUGUCAAGAAAAUGAUUUUAGAUGAAACAUGGUGGAACAAAAAGGUUUUGUAAAACGAUAGCUAGUGAGAAUACUUAAACUGUGUAAGCAUGCAACCCAUCAAAUACAUAUAUAUAUAUAUUUAACUUUUGGAUAGUAUUGAUU
This is a messenger RNA of Cucumis sativus (cucumber), 1592 nucleotides long. RefSeq lists its product as uncharacterized. The record is from RefSeq and is a predicted model, not a curated record. Gene Ontology annotation, biological process: shoot system development; root development. The coding region runs from base 205 to 1065 and encodes 286 amino acids. The transcript has a single exon. Lineage: Eukaryota; Viridiplantae; Streptophyta; Magnoliopsida; Cucurbitales; Cucurbitaceae.